AUGAUGGAACCCACAAAAAUCUCCGUCUCCUCAAACUACUUCCGCGCAAUUAGCACGCAGGCAGACCUGCACGAGCGCCUGCAAAAGUACAUGACACGAGACCUUCAAGAACUGGAGACGCGAUGGGUCCGGAGCGUCAACGCCAUCGGUGACAAGAUGCUGGCAGGCGCGCACGUGGAAGAGGACUUGGUCGCGCUCUCGCAGAUCGUGUGGGACGGAUUGAAGCUUGCGCUGCGCGUCGUGGGGUUGCUGACUAGGCUUGGCGGGGAGAUUUUCGGGGAUGGUCAGAAGUGGGAAUUGGUUUAUGUACCGCCCUUCUUCGUCGAGAAUACUGUUUUCUGCGGGAGGAGGACUGGGGUUAAGUUUGAUUUGCCAAUGUUACAGCAUGGCGGAUACGUUAUCUAUCCCACGAACGCUAGGAGGGUGGCUGGCGGGCGGCAGGGAGGGAAGGGCGGCCUAGAGGCUUUCUACGCCGAGUUUUUGUCUCUGUUGGAUUGGAUUGAGGGGCAGAGAAAGUGUAGAGAGAUUGGAUUGAUCAGGGAGGAGUUGGCAGCUAGGAUGGCCGCUUAAUUUAUGAUAUGCGUUUACGUUUA
Messenger RNA from Tuber melanosporum (Perigord truffle), 593 nucleotides. RefSeq lists its product as uncharacterized. The coding region runs from base 1 to 570 and encodes 189 amino acids. The transcript is spliced from 2 exons. The record is from RefSeq and is a predicted model, not a curated record. NCBI's taxonomy places the organism in Eukaryota, Fungi, Ascomycota, Pezizomycetes, Pezizales, Tuberaceae.